Penicillium argentinense is the source of this 6591-nucleotide messenger RNA. RefSeq names its product putative myosin class II heavy chain (MHC). NCBI's taxonomy places the organism in Eukaryota, Fungi, Ascomycota, Eurotiomycetes, Eurotiales, Aspergillaceae. The transcript has a single exon. Gene Ontology annotation, cellular component: cytoskeleton. Bases 1 to 6591 code for a protein of 2196 amino acids. The record is from RefSeq and is a predicted model, not a curated record.
AUGUUGGAUGGACGAUUAGAUCUAGAUCACUCCGUCUCUUCCGCCAGUUCGGCGUCUUCUCCACCGUUCCACCCCAACGACGCGCGCAUCGGGCGUGACAAUUCGCGUCUGGCACCGUCGCUGCUUUUGUCUUCUCCGUCCUCUGGAGACUCGAGCCCUUCGAGCGCUGGAUCUCCGUCCCAGAAACAUUCCCCACGGAGCAUCACCCUCGAACCGCCGCCACUGCCUUUCUUUCCCACCAAUAACCGGAGGACAGUGGAAUCUCUGACGGCCUCGCCCGAGAAUCAGAGAGCGGAAAGCAGUGUCUACUAUACCACUGCCUGGGGGUCUCCGUAUGCGGCACCCAGUACCCGACGACUGUCCUUGACCUUAAGCCAAUACGCCGGCAUCGAUCCCGGAUCCGGGGCCAUUUCACCCGCCUCGUCGGUCGCCAAUAACGCCGAGCUUCGUCGAGCAAGUGUCGCAGAUAAUUCGGGGGACUUUGACGAUCAAAACGAAGGUGGCAAGUCCAUUCGCGACUUCACCCAGGACUGGAUCAAUCAAUAUCUCUCCGGUCAACCGAGAACCGAGCGGAGUAACUGGUUAAGCGACGACUCCGGAAGCGAGGCGCCAUCGUUUUUCACAGCGCCCAAUCACCUUGCGGACGACCUAUCGGACGAUUGGCUCGGCUUGGAGGACGAUAUCCGUGAUAACGAUCUUCUGAAAACACCGACCUUGUCCGAUUUUGUGGGGCGAAGAGCUGCUGCUCGCGCGAAAGGAAAGAAGAACUCACAUAAGCGCACGGAUACUUUACGCCAGGAGGACUUUUGGGGUUUCGCGUACGAUAAAGAAACGUCAAAGCACAUCAUGUCGGAUUCCAAAGAAUCUCAGCUUCCUGCGGAGGUGACUUCACCGGCCGAGAAGCCGUUGCCUCCUCCCCCAUCAACCACCGUGGACGAAAAUGCGAAGUCCGGUCCUGUAGAGGAGUUGAAACCUGAUACUAUCAAUAGGCCCGCCGCCCAGACUCCCCGGCGGAGAAAGAAGCUCAAUUGGCGCGGGAAAGCGUGCAUAAUCGAGUUCCCGGCAGAUGACAAGCGUGGUACAGAAGCAUCGGGAUUCAAGCUUUUGACCCGCGCCGACGUCGAGGCUCGCGUUAAGAAAUGGCAUGACGAUGGGUAUGAUACCCGCGGAUUCACCAUUGGCGACUCCGACGAUCCAUCUGGACCAACAGAUCUGGGCGGUUUGAGCCGUGCCUUGUACCCCGACCCGGCCGAAUUGUGGGAGGAGACGAGGGGACACAGAGCGCACGUUCAGUUCCCGGACAAGGCCGUGUGGGAUAACUAUGUGAACGAGUUGCAAGAAGCGAAGCUCCGAGCUCUUGGUGUGGACCUUGGUCCCCCUGAGCCUCAACCCUCCCUUUCACCCGCGCCGACGUCUAUGAACCCAUCUCAAACACCUUUCCCCGGUUUGGUUGGGUCUCCGCCAAUUCCUACCACCUCGGCUGGAAGCAAUCCCAUGGCUCCAAUGCAUCCUUUCUCACCUCACUUUGGUCAGUCCACCGGAACCACAAGCGGCGGAAUCGGAUCUUUGGCAUCGCCUGCUUCGCAGUUUAGCGUGCAGACUCCGUUCAUGGGCAUGGAUCAGAAUAUGAUACCUGGCUAUCCCUUCCAAUUCCAGCCUACGCCUCCAGCACAGGGUACUAUGACCCCCCAGAGUCUCAUCAAUCUCCGCCAAGCGAGCGGAACUGGUGGUCCUGGAGCCCUGCACAACUUCAACUCUAUCAUGUCACCAGUCUCGCCGUUCAAUGAGCAAGGCGGCUUCCAAGGUGCAUUCGAUGGCAAGGAUGACUUUGAUGGGCGAUUCGCCAACCUGGGUCCUGAAGAACCUCCCUAUCAGACUCCUCAAACUCCCGUCAAUGCUCCUGAUCACUUCCAUACUUCGAAUGUCGAGAUUGCACACCCGACACCCCGUGGUCAUGGCCACAACUUAAGUGAGACUCUCCAGAGAGGAUUGGAGCAAAUGAACCACUCCGACUACCACCUGGAGCAAUCGGUUGAACGCCAUUUGGAGGAGGAUGACCGCGAUGCGGCCCACCACUCACUGAAAGCGUCUCGUUGGGGCUUGCCGGAGCAUGACCAACAUCAGAUGCAUGAUACCUCCCGCCAUCCUUCACAUGCUUUCGCCCAGCAACCUCACCAGUUCUACCACGAUCAGUUCGGCCACGAUGACAACCACGAAGGCUCUGAUAUCGACACCAACCCCAGCCUGGCCGGGACGCCUCAUACUCGUGGUGUUCUGCCGGAUCACCGCCCCUGGCAUGACUCGAAGCCUAGCCACGAGUCAUUUGGCAAUCAAUCUAAACUCUCGGUCUCGUCUUUGAACGUGGAAGCCAAGGAGUUUGACCCAACUGCCUCGUUCGGAUCCCAGCCUGCACCAUUCGUUAACAACGCCUUCCAGUUCGGUGGAAUGAACCAAGGCUUCGGAUUUGCUCCCCCUCUUGCACCUUUUGCUCCUUCCGGUUCUAUCAAUCAACAUGUGGAGCACAACCCUGAGCCAAAGCCCAGCUCAUUUAAGUUCUCCGCUGCCUCGUUCAAUGUGGACGCGCCCGUCUUCAACCCUGGCGGUAGCAUCAACUCCACUACUUCCGAACAACCAGCUCCCCAACGGACGAAGAUAUUCGGUGAUAUCGACCUCAAUGAAAUCGCCAAGCCUCCCAAACAGUCGAAAGCGAUCCCCAUCGUCCGACCCGAUGAGACCGAGCCUGAGAAGAAUGAAGACGAGGAAGUGGAGACCAUGGAUGCUGAUGGUGGUCGACCAAUUCCCACUGAUCGUCACAAGCGUGCUCGUCGUGGCAUUGGCCAUGCUGAGGGUGAGGCCCGUUAUAGCAUCUCCACUCACCCCUUGGGUGAUGCCGGUAAUGCCCAGGCGUCCAGCACACUCCAGUCCGUUGCUGAAGGCAAGGAGAAUGCCUUCCCCGAUGAUAAGCCCGCUGAACACAGCGAAGCUGAGACUUGGACACUAUUCGAUUACAAAACCGAAGGUGGUGCUAACAGAUCUCACACCGCGUCUCCCGUCCAGGCUGGAUCUACUGAGGAGGCCAAGGAAAAUGUCAAGCAGCCCGAGCGCAAGCGAUCCGCGGAUGAUCUCCUGGAUUCCGGCUCGAAGCCUUCCGGCCAUGGUCCUUCUGAUUCGAAGGGCUCCGCGAAGAGCAGCAUGUUAUCGGCAACGGCCAAGCCUUUCGAGUUCAAGCCUGCUGUUCCUAGCUUCACUCCUACUUCUGUGCCGCCAUCAAGCUUUGCAGAGCAAGCGCCUGUCGAGCCGAAACCCGUCGAGAAGAAGAAGCCCACUGGUGGUCUCAUUGCUUCUCGCUUUGCUACUUCUAGCCCACCGAAGCCCCAGUCUCUGACUGUGCCUGAGCCGGAGAAGACACCUGUGCGUCAACAACACAGGGGAUUCAACUUGGAGUCUGCAGAUGAGUCUCCCGAUGAUGAUGAGCUCAACGCCAUUAUGGACCAGCUCAAUGACGACUCUGAUGUUGGUGUCAUGCGCCAAACCACCCCUCUGCCACGCCAGCAGAUCUCGGAGUCUGUGGGAGGUCCCACCAAGGAGCGACAAUUUGGACCUGCAGAGGGCCGCAGCGAAGCCCCCAGUCCCAGCCCAGGAGGUGGACCGAAGACUCACAAGCUCGACAUCCCCGGUUCUGAUAUCGACGCCCAAAGCAAUAUCACCUUCUCCCCUCAGAAAAGCAUGGUCUCCCGUCUUCAGUCGCCUGUUCGCCAGCUUAUUACCGAGAAUGACCAUGUCAGUGACUGGGAUGACAUGAUCUCUUCUGGCGAGGACGAGAAGUUCUUCAACCGUAACCGCUUCUUCGAUCGCCGCAUCAACGACCUGGUUGGCUCUGCCAUCGACGAUCGUCUCGGCCCCAUGGAGCGGGCUUUGGCUGUUAUUCAGACAUCUGUGGCUACCAUCGCUUCGGGAUCUGCUAGCAGAAGAGCUUUGCGCAGUGCCUCUGGUGAUAUUGAAGACAGUGAUGCCGAUGAUGAAGAUGAUGGCGAAGAGCAUGAGGGUUCUGGUCGGGCCCGUUCGCCUCACCACAUGCGGGAUCGCAAGCUGGAGAUGCUGAAGAGUGUUGUCAUGGAAGCUCUUCUUACUCACGACCUGCCCCAGCGUAAUGUGCAGCACUCCAGCCACAGUGAGAUGGCACAGCUGAAGGAAAGCAUCGCUGAAUUGCAAGCCCUCACUAUCAAGAAGCUUGCUCAGGACCCGGUUGGUGACAUGCGUGAGAUUCUUGAGGAGAACCUCAUAAAACACCUUGCCCAACAAACUCCUCGCCUGUCUGAGGCCGAGGAGAUCGGUGCUGACAGUCUCAUGAUGCAAAUCGAUGGUCUCAAGAGCAUGCUCCGCGUCGCCGACGAGCGUGCCGAGUCUGAGUACAAGGCCCGCCGUGAGGCCUCAGACUCUGUCAUCGAGCUUCAGCGUCUGCUCAAGAUUGCUGAAGAGGAUGCUGCUCGCCACAGCGCAGCUGCUGAGGAUGCUGAGGCUCGCUUCCUCCAGUUCAAGGAAGAGAAGAUUCCCCACCUAGAGAAGAUGCAGUUCCGCACUGAGUCUCUCAGUGAAGAGAGCGAGACUCUCAAGGUCACUAUUGCCGAGCUUUCCUCCAAGAACAUUGCCCUUGAGGGGACUCUCGACGAGUACCGCGUUUCCAGUGACCACUUCCGUCGCCAGUUGGAGACCACCAAGGAUGAGAACAGGUCUCUUCAUGAGACUGUUGAUCACCUGCGGACUCGGAUUGAGGAUAGCAUGGCCGCUCGCCAGAACCUCACUGAGAAGUUCGACCGUCUUCAGAAUGAUAUGGUGACUUUGACUUCUGAGGUCACCACUGAGCAGGCCAACUGGCGGAGGAAGGAGGAGGAGCAAGCUUCCAAGUACAACGAGCUUCGUGCAUCCAAUGCUCGCGAGAUCAAGCUGCGUGAGCAGCUCGAGGAGGAAGUUGCCGAGCUGGCUAAGCAGGAGCGAGAGACCUCUAAGGUCAAGUUCCUCCAUGAGCAGUCGCAGCAGGAGAACUUCAAGCUCGAGGAGACUAUUGCCAACCUGCGUGCCGAGAACCAUAACUUGCAGCUGACCGCUGCUCGCUUCGAGCGUGAAUUCAAUGAGGCCCGUGAGAGCAGCCGCAUGGAGAUCCAGCGGACCCGCACCUCGAUGGAGGCCGAUUUGGAAGCUUCUAACAGCCAAGUCAACAUUGUUCGUGCUGAGCUCGAGGCCCAAGUUAUCCGUUACCAGAGCCAGCUAGAGAGUGUUCGUAUGGAUGCGGAUACUUCCCGUGAGCGCUACGAGAUGCUCCUGGAGGAAGCCAAGGAGACCAAGGCUGCCGCUCUGGCUGCUGCGAAGGAGUCCCGCGAGCUUGCACUUGAGGAUCAGCGCAAGACGCACGAGCGUGUACUCAAUGAUCUUCGUGAACGCCACGGCCGUGCCCUGCACAACUCUUCCGAAGAUAAGACCCGCAGUGAAGCGUACAUGCAGGACCGUCUUGCUCUCUCCGACGACAAGGUCAAGCAUUUGCAAGACCGUGUCCACCACCUCGAGGAGAAGCUUGAGAUCGCCCAAUCUGCUGCCCGUGCUGCCGCCGAAGCCGCCAAGGGCAAGGCACCGGCUUCGUUCUCUGCACCCGCGCCCUCAGCCUCCAGACACGUCUCCUCGCCUUCGAUGUCCUUCAACAAGGGAUCCAACGAGCCCGAGAAGAUCUCCCCGCAGGCCUUGCGCGAGUCCAUCUUCGUCCUUCAGGAUCAGCUCCAGCAACGCGAGACUCGCAUCGAGGAGCUUGAGCAAGAAGUAGCCUCAGUGGACAAAGACGCCCCCAACAAAAUCAAGGAAAAGGAUACCGAGAUUAACUGGCUCCGCGAGCUUCUGGGCGUUCGCAUCGACGAUCUGCAGGAUAUCAUCAAGACCGUCUCUCAGCCGAACUUCAACCAGCACGCCGUCCGCGAUGCCGCUAUUCGCUUGAAGGCCAACCUCCAAAUGCAGCAGCAGGAGCGUGAGCGCGCCAUGUCCGGUCAGAGUCUGGCUCUCCCAUCCAUCUCUGAUAUCGCCGCGUCUCCCCGUGCACUUCCCCUCGCCGCUGCCGCUGCUUGGGGCAACUGGCGCAAGGGCCGUGAGGCUGCCAAUGGCUCUGAGCAGACCCCGUCCAAGUCCAGCAAUGCCGGUACUUUCCUCUCUGGACUCCUGACUCCACCAAGCUCGCAUGUUCGUCAGAACGCGCCUCACACAAGUGGUCCCGGACGUACUUCCUAUGAGACUCGGCCUCUGAGAGGUAUCAAUUCAACGCCUCGCCGUGGCUCGACCCGUCAGGAAGUCCCCAUCACUGAACCACCCAAGACCCCUCCCCUCAUGCGCCGCUCGAGCUACGAUCACGACGCCGAGCCCGGUAACUACGAAGAGACCAGCUUUGCGGAUGACAUCGAGAGCACCGUCGACGGCAUGGUCUCCGCUUCGCCAAAGGAUGUCAGCGAGGGACCAUUUGGUCCGCACAUCUCUCACGCCGAGCAUGAAGCAGCUUCCGAAGAGGAUGCGGCGGACGAUACGGCGACAGAAACAGGCGUCGAGGUCUCGGAGUAA